Molecule: messenger RNA, 1678 nt
Organism: Salvia miltiorrhiza (redroot sage)
Lineage: Eukaryota; Viridiplantae; Streptophyta; Magnoliopsida; Lamiales; Lamiaceae
Product: probable thimet oligopeptidase
Biological process (GO): peptide metabolic process; proteolysis
Molecular function (GO): metalloendopeptidase activity
Source: RefSeq, a predicted model, not a curated record
GUUCAAGAUUUUGAGCGGAACGGAUUGAAUCUUACCUCAACCAAGAAGGAGGAAUUGCAACGUUUGAGGGCUCAAAUAGAUGAGCUAAGUAUGCGAUACAUUCAAAAUCUGAAUGCUGAUAGUACAGUUGUUCUUUUCAAUGAUAUGGAGCUAGCUGGCUUGCCUCCAGAGUUCCUUAAGGGCUUGGAUGUUGAUGACAGUGGUAAAUUCAAGGUUCUAUUAAGAAGCCAUCACGUGUCACCCAUCUUAGAGUUAUGCAAGGUAGGGUCAACCAGAAAGUCUGUAGCUGAAUCUUAUGGAAGGAGAUGCGAAGUAAAUCUUUCUAUAAUGGAAAAGCUGGUUCAGUUGCGUCAUAAACUUGCCAGAUUACUUGGCUACCUAAACUAUGCUGAAUAUGCUGUUGAUCUUAGGAUGGCAAGCUCAUCAGCAAAGGUAUUUGAGUUCUUAGAGAAAAUAUCUGGAAGCUUAACCGAGUCAGCUUCAAAGGAACUUUCUAUGUUAAAGGACCUUGAAGGUUUGCUUAGAAAAGAGGAGGGAGAUUUUGCCUUUGGAAUUGAGGACCUACCUUACUAUGUCAAGAAGAUUAAAGAAAAGCAGUGCGAUCUUGAUUUUGGAGUUGUCAAACAGUAUUUUCCUGUCAGUUUAGUCUUAUCCGGAAUCUUCAAAAUAUGCCAAGAUCUAUUUGGCUUAAGAUUUGAGGAAGUUAUAGAUGCAGAAGUUUGGCAUCAGGAUGUGCAACUUUUUUCAGUUUUUGACUUGAGUUCUGGUGAACUUAUUGGUUACUUUUAUCUUGAUUUAUACACCAGGGAAGCAAAAUAUGGCCUCACCUGUGUCGUUCCUCUUCAAAAUGGUUCAUGGAUCAACAACACGAGACAGAUUCCAGUGGCUUUGCUGAUUUCUCAAUUGCCAAAGGAAGUUGAUGGACAUCCUGGAUUGCUGAGAUUCUCUGAAGUUGUAAACUUACUCCACGAGUUUGGACACGUGGUUCAUCAUACCUGCAACCGAGCAACAUUUGCUCGAUUUUCUGGCUUGCGCUUGGAUCCAGACUUCGUGGAGAUCCCCUCCUUGCUUUUAGAAAAUUGGUGUUACGAAAGCAGCUGUCUUAAACUGAUCUCCGGCUUCCAUCAGGAUAUCACAAAACCUAUCGAGGAUGAGAUAUGUAAAUCGCUCAAGCGAUGGCGGAAUUCCUUCUCAGCACUCAAGUUGAAACAAGAAAUUCUUUAUUGUCUCUUUGAUCAAAUAGUACAUUCCACUGAAAAUGUAGACAUGAAUGGAUUGUUCAAGCAUCUUCAUUCCAAGGUUAUGCUAGGUUUGCCUAUGUUAGAAGGAAUAAAUCCAGCUUCAUGCUUUCCUCGGACUGCUAUCGGCUAUGAAGCUACUUGCUACAGCCGGAUAUGGAGCGAGGUUUUUGCUGCGGACAUAUUCGCCACGAAAUUUCAAGACGUUUUGAACCAGAGUGCCGGCAUACAGUUCAGGAACAAGGUUUUGGCUCCCGGAGGUGCAAAAGACCCUCUUGAGAUACUGUCGGAUUUUCUUGGAAGGGAACCAUCGAUACAAGCUUUUGUAGACAGCAAAUGUUAUUCUCUUUAGCAGGCGCCAAGAAUAACUAUAGAUGCAAUAUGCAUAUCACUCUUUCUCUACAUAUAAAUGACUAUUAUCUCUAUAUUGUUUCAUCCAA